Molecule: messenger RNA, 456 nt
Organism: Blepharisma stoltei
Lineage: Eukaryota; Ciliophora; Heterotrichea; Heterotrichida; Blepharismidae
Source: the annotation of a GenBank genome assembly
AUGAACAAUGAAGGGUUCAAGGACAGGAGAAGGCGUUUAAGUUCCAGCAGCGAUGAAGACUUUAUGAAGCUUUCUGAUGGUAUUUCUUACAAAGACCAAGAAACCUAUAAAAGUGAAGAAGAAAAAAAGCCUGAGAAGCUCGAAAUGAAGAAAAAGCCCACAAAUUUCCAAUAUCAAAAACCAAGAAGGGGCAAAGGACGCGGAGGUAAUAAUAAUUGGAGAAGAGAAGACAAGCCAAAGCCAAAAAAUAACGAAAAACCUCAGACUCAUUACAGAAAAAAGAUUGUCCCCAAGUAUGAUCUCAAUGCCCAAGAAUUCCAGCCAAGUGGAUUCAAUGCAAAUGCAAGCGAUUUCGUAAGUUUUAGCCAGGUUCCAUCUGGAUUUAACCCAUCUGCUCAAGAAUUCAACCCACAGUUUGGCAUUGACGCUCCAGAGUUCAAGCCAAGCUUUUAUUAG